UGCAAAGGAUCCUCUGCGUUUCACUGUUUUUCGUCUGGUCCAGCAGAAGUCGGUGAGAGAUGAACGAUGGCGUCUGUUUUAGAACUGCUUUAUGAAACGCUGGAUGACCUGGAGGAAGACAAGCUGAAGAGAUUCAAAAGCAUCCUGAGACAUGAUGGACCAAUUCCAGCUUCUAAACUAGAAAAGGCCGAUGUCACAGACACGGUGGAUAAAAUGUUGGAGUGUUUUGGAUCGGAAGGAGCUGUGAAGAUCACAAUAAACAUCCUGAGAAAGAUAAACCAAAAUCAGUUGGCUGAACAGUUGGAGAUGAAGCACUCAGAAGUGAUUCAGAGAGACCAUUUCAAGCCCGUAGAGAAGCAAACAGAGGAUUCUGCACUGAAUGAAUUUUUGAAAAGGCACAGAACAAACAUGAAAGAAAAAGCAGAACAUAUUUUCGAGGGCAAAAAGGAAAACGAAGCCCUUCUCAAGGAUGUUUACACCGAGCUCUUUAUCACAGAGGGAGAUGUUGAAAGAGUCAAUGAAGAACAUGAGAUACUGAAGAUCGACGAUGCCAUCAAGAGCCCGAAAUCAGAGGAAAGGUCGAUCAGCUGCACUGAAAUAUUUCAUUUACUUCAGAAAAAUAAUAAGAAAAAGAUCAUUCUGACCAAAGGCAUCGCUGGCAUUGGAAAAACCGUGUCCGUGCAUAAGUUCAUCUUGGACUGGGCGGAAGGGAAAUCCAAUCAGGAUAUAUCCUGCAUGUUCCUGCUGCCGUUUCGAGAGAUUAACUUUGUCAAAGAUAAAGAAUUCAAUCUCCACGAGUUUCUUCUGGUGUUUUAUCCUGAACUGAAAGAAGUCGAUAAAGCAAAGUUAUAUAAGAGUUGUAAUCUUGCGUUUAUCUUCGAUGGACUCGAUGAGAGUCGCUUGCCUUUACAUUUCGAAAGCGGAAUACUGUCGAGUAUCGAGGAAAGAUCGACCGUUGAUGAACUGUUUACAAAUCUGGUCAGGGGGAAUCUGCUUCCGUCAGCCCUCGUCUGGGUCACCUCCCGUCCGGCGGCGGCCAAUCAGAUCCCUCCCGAGUUUGUAGGUUUGUACACGGAGGUGCGAGGAUUCACCGACAAACAGAAGGAGGAGUAUUUCAGGAAGAGAUUUAAAGAUGAGGCUCAGGCCUCCGACGUCAUCGUGCGCAUCAAGACGUCUCGUAGUCUAUAUAUCAUGUGCUACAUUCCUGUGUUCUGUUGGAUCACGGCCACCGUUCUUCAGGAGACUCUCAUCAAGAACGACACGAGUGAUGUCAACACGACGCUCACCGAAAUGUACGUUCACUUCCUGCUAAUACAGAUGAAUAUGAAGAACCGUAAGUAUGACCGAAAAUCUGAGAGAGUUCGUACAAAGCUCUUAGAAUCAAAUAAAGCCAUGAUUUUGAAGUUAGCUAAGCUAGCGUUCCAGCAGCUAAAGAAGAAAAACACAAUUUUUUAUGAGGAAGAACUGAGGGAAUGUAGGAUUGAUGUGAACAAAGAUUCAGAGGGCACGGGAAUGCUCACCGAGAUCUUUAAGAUGGAAGCCGGACUUCACGAGAUGAAGGUCUUCUGCUUUGUGCAUCUGAGCGUUCAAGAGUUUUUGGCCGCGCUGCACGUCUUCCACUGCUAUCUGAACAAGAACAUGAAAAAGCUUCGUUUUUUUUUCAACGUGAUAAGAGGUCCAGUGCAAAACAUUACAUUGCAUGACUUUCUGACGGAGGUGGUUCACAAAACCGUUCGGAGCAAGACGGGACAUUUCGAUCUGUUUUUGCGAUUUCUGUUAGGGAUUUCACUGGAAUCCAAUCAGAAGCUGCUAAAAGGAUUGUUGACGCACACCGAAGACAGCACAGAAUGCGUUGUGAAAACAACAGACUACAUUAAAAAACAAGUCCACGGUAAGGACAUCUCAGCUGAAGUCUCAGUCAAUCUGUUUUACUGCUUACUGGAGCUCAAAGACAGUUCAUUAUGGACGGACAUUCACAGAUAUCUAAACUCAGAAGCUCAUCCGGGCGGAUACGUGCCAUCUUCCAUAUGUUCGGUGCUGGUGUAUGUGCUGCUGAUGUCAGAGAAAGCCUUGGAUGAGUUUGAUGCGAAGAUGUACAACACGUCAGACUACAAAAGACUCGUCCCGGCUGUGAGAUGCUGCGUAAAAGCCCAGUUUGGCAGGUGUGGUCUGGAUGAAGCAUGCUGUGAAAUUGUGUCUUCGGCUCUACAGUCACCCAACUGUCCGCUGAUAGAGCUGGACUUGAGUGAUAAUGACCUGAAGGAUUCAGGAGUGAUGCUGAUCUCUGAUGCUCUCAAGAGUUCACACUGUCAACUAAAGAUACUGAGAUUGGCGAUGUGUGGUCUCAGUGCUGAGUGCUGUGAAAGUUUGGCUUCGGCUCUCGGAUCACCAAACUGUUCACUUAGAGAUCUGGAGCUGAGUAACAAUGACCUGCAGGAUUCAGGAGUAAAACUCAUCUCUGAUGGACUGAAGAGUUCACAUUGUCAACUGGAGAUACUGAGAUUAUCUGGCUGUAUGGUGACAGAGGAAGGUUGUUUUUUUCUGGAUUCAGCUCUGAAUUCAAACCCUUCACAUUUGAGAGAGUUGGAUCUGAGCUACAAUCAUCCGGGAUAUUUAGGAGUCCAGCGGCUUUUUGAUAAACUGAACGAUCCAAACUACAAACUGGAGAUAUUGAAUGUGGAUAACGGGGGAGAGUUCAGGAUAACAACAGGACUACACAAAUAUGCCAUUAAUCUCACACUGGAUCCAAACACGGCCCACCCUAAUCUCGCUCUGUCCGAAGGAAACACAAAAGUGACCAACACGAGACUGCAGCAGUCUUACCCUGAUCAUCCCGAGAGAUUUGAUAAACUUCCUCAGAUUCUGUGUAGAGAGAGUCUGACCGGACGCUGUUACUGGGAGGCUGAAUGGUGCGGUUGGAGGCGGACUGAAAUAUCUGUCACGUAUAAGGGAAUCGAGAGGAAAGGCUGGACUGACGACUGUGAGUUGGGACACAAUGAAAAGUCCUGGAGUUUGCACUGGUCUGUUAAUAAUAGAUUCAGUGUCCGCCAUAAUAAAAAAGAAAAAGUCAUUAGACGGCCAAAAUACAGCAGUAAAAGAGUAGGUGUGUAUCUGGACUGGACGGCCGGUAUUCUGUCCUUUUACAGCGUCUCUAAACCGCAUGAGAUCACACACUUACACACAUUCAAAAACACAUUCACUGAACCUCUGUAUGCUGCAUUCAGAGUUUUUACUGGCCACUCGGUGUCACUGCGUCACAUAACACUACAAGAAUAACACAGACAGACACAUGUUUCUUUGUUGUGUUAUUUUGGGGGACUUGCAUGGUGUUAUUCAGUUUAAUUCAUACUUAUCGUAUUUCUAUUGCGCUUUCCACAAGUUUGCAUUGUUGCAGCUGUACAGAAAACACAUUGUGAAACAAACAGACAACAAAUAAUAAUGUAGUAGUAUAUAGGGAUAAGGGACAAAACACACUGUAUAUUAAUUAAAAGGAGUUCAAUAGAGGUUAUGCAUGGACGUCACUUUACCACGUGAACAUGCAGGAGCACGCCCCUUUAAGGAAGAAUGAGUGGCAAAAUAUAUAAAAAAAAAUGUCUGGGUACCACCUAUAGAGCGGGAGGGUAAAGCUCACUUCUAACGGUGCGUUCACACCAGAAGCGAAUAAAUCACGCACGUAGUUGGACGCUUGAACAUUUUGAGUUAAUUCGCGUGUGAAAUUUGCGUCAUUUGUGCGUGAAAUUCAGAAGUGAGUACGCUCAAUUUGCCGGCUUUAGCUAGCUUGUAGUCUCAAUAUGAAUAUAUAGCUCAAAUUGAGUAAAGAGCCAGGUUGUCCAAACUCCUUACUCAUUUUCUUCCAAUCAAGAUCCUUUUUAUUCCUGUUUCUAUAAAAAUAGGAAGAUGUGUCAUACAACUCAAGAUGUCCUCAUACAGCGACAAUGAUUUUGUCCUCCAUUGUUGUUUCAGUUUUCUGCUGCAGCUCGCUACAUCAUAAUCACGUCAGUACUAGAGCAAGCUCCUGAUUGGUUAAUGCGACAGGAAUAUCUGUCAAAGUUCAGAUUUUUCAACUCACCCAAAACGUUCAAUUUGUGUCCUUCUUGCCGCCUCGUUCGCGCCAUCGGAUGUCUAUCGCGUCUUUGUGUUGACUUAACAUGUAAAUCACUCAUGCUUAACGCUUCAUUCACGUCUGAUGUGAACACACCAUUAUUGGGAAACGCUAACCCCUUGAUCACUUGGGUAAAGUAAGUGCAAAUACCGCAGGUGUGUUCCCCAAGCACCCCAAGAUCAAUUUGAAAACUGCCUGCACCGGGUGCGUUGCUGUUGUGACAUCACAAUCAAGGUGCAUUGUGGUCUAUGGAGCAGUCUGAAUGGGACAAGGAUCUGUUCAAAUAAACUUCCCUCGUCCAUUUCACUGUUAGGUGGCACUGAGUGGCUGGUUUGCCGACCGCCCCCAAAUACCACAACAAGAAAGUCGUGUUUAUGUUUGGCAGAGGCUCUGCACUAACACUCAGGGGUCAUGGAAUUUCUGGAAUAUCAUGGAAUUUAAAAGGUCUUUUCCAGACAUUGAAAGUCAGGGAUUUUUUGUCCAAGUCAUGGAAUAUCAGGGAUUUUUGUUUGUUGCUUUUUUAGUUUCAAUUUAUCAGAAUGUAAUCCGUUUGUUAACUUGUUACGUAAUGAAAAACUAUUUUGCAACUGUUUACUGUCUUGUCCAAAGAAGUUGAUUUUUUUUUUUUAGGUUUUUGCAAAAAGCUUACAUGCACUUAGAGGGUUUUGCAGCUAAAAAUUUGUUAAAUACCAAUAAAAUGACUAAAGUGACACAUUUGUGAGUUAUUGCAGUUACUGACUAAUAAACCUUUUUAUUUCCAUUAAAGUGAAAAUACUAAAACUAAACAUAAAAGCCAUGAUACAAAAUGAAAAUAUGUCAGAAGCACUUAAAGGACUUUGCAUCUGAACACCUCAUGUAAAUUAAAACCAUACAAACAAUCUGAUGUUAAGGUGAGAUUUGUCAUCUAAAAAAGAAGAAUCUAGUAUUUAAACUAGAAAUGAUGUGUGUAGUUAAUUGGUAUGACUGAUUUUAUAAUAUGAAUAUGAAUGGAUGACACUCCCUUUGUUUCUUGUAGAGUCGACUAAUAAAGUAUCUGAUCUGAGUCAUUAGGAAAGCAAAGAUAUCGGUGGUUGUAUUUUAAUGAAGUGAUCUUUUAAGGGAUUGAAUGUUCUGCUACAGUAAAACCUAAUAGUCCCUGUAUUGGGCUGAAAGAUUUUUCAUUUUGACAUUAACACAGAAAGGAUGGGUAAUGAUCUGAACUGAGAGGUGUUUGAAAUUGAAUCUUUGUAAAGUGCAUCUUAAUUAGGUGUGGAAAUGUGUUUUUUUAUUUCUUUCAUUAAGACUAUAGUCUUUAAAGUCACAGUAAUGUCUUUUUAUAUAACUUAAAAUCCUGUGUUUCUCUCCUCUGUGACAUCUCUUGUUGUAUGUUUGAUGACAUUGUAUUGAUUUCCCUUUUUGAAUGUUUCUUAAAAUUAUACUUUUUUCAGACCUUUUCUUUAAGCUUCAAUCUUUCUCAGCAAAUAUCUC
Messenger RNA from Misgurnus anguillicaudatus (oriental weatherfish), 5569 nucleotides. The record is from RefSeq and is a predicted model, not a curated record. NCBI's taxonomy places the organism in Eukaryota, Metazoa, Chordata, Actinopteri, Cypriniformes, Cobitidae.